UGGGUUCUGUACAGAAUGGCCUCCGCGAUCCUCCUGAAGAACGGUACACUUCUCCUCCACGAUGCGAAUGACGUCGUUCAUGCAUCGAAAGAGGACCUUUUAAUCGAGAAGUCGCAAAUCACUAAGAUCGCUCCGAACAUUGAACCGCCAUCGUCCGACACAAUAAUCAUAGACUGUACGGACAAAAUUGUCUCGCCAGGGUUCAUCGACACCCACCAUCAUGUAUGGCAGACUUGUCUGAAAGCCACGCACCCAAACCACACCCUCUUCGAUUACUUCCCCACUGGCAAUUUCGUCAGUUCUUUCGUAUCAGCCGACGAGACCUUCUGGGGUCAGCUAGCCGGUGCGCUGGAGUGUAUCGACAGUGGAACAACGACUGUAGUGGACCAUGCUCAUAUCAAUAUUACGCCGGAUCAUUCUAAAGAAGCUAUCCGGGCAACCAUCUCCUCUGGAAUCAGGUCAAUCUUCGGGUACUGUCCCACUGCCCGGGUAACCCAAUGGAGCCCCAAGUUUGAAAUAGCCCCAGAUCCACUCGCCCCAUGGGUCAUGGAAACAUUUGACCAACUCGCGGCUAUGAACCCACUUGGUCCAUCUGGACGAGUCCGGCUGGGAUUCGCCUUCGAUAUGCUCUAUCUCCCCGGGGAGGUCCUGAAGGAAGUAUACGGACGAGUCCGUCGCGCCGGGGCGCAGCUCAUCACUUCCCAUUCAGUUUACGGCGUUGCGUUCGGAGGUCCGAAUGCCCCAUCGGCGGCUAAUCAACUCGAUUCCCACGGCCUCUUAGGCCCUGACAUCCUACUAUCACACAACACCAACCCCAAACCAGAACACACCCAACUAAUCCGUGACAAAGGAGCGAAGAUCUCUAGCACGCCCAUCACUGAACUCCAGAUGGGUCACGCAACCCGGUCUGCCUCUAUCCCGAGUACCAGCAUAUAUCAUCUCUGGGAAUCGACUGCCAUAGUGUCUUGGGCACGCGCAAGACGACACGAGGAGUUCGAAGCGCACAGCAAGUGGGCGAAGGAUGUAGGGAGCAGUGUAAGGGACGUCUUCAAUCUUGGAACGAUCCACGGUGCUCGAUGUAUCAACAUGGAGAACGAGAUUGGGAGCUUGACAGUGGGCAAGAAGGCGGAUAUUGUUAUUUAUGAUGCUACUUCGCCCGGUCUGCUGGUCGCUGCGGAUCGGGAUCCGGUUGCGGCCAUUGUUCUUCAUAGUUCGAUUCGGGACAUUGAUGCCGUUAUUGUUGAUGGAGUGAUUCGGAAGGAGGGCGGGAAGCUCAAGGAUGUGUUGAUUGCACCUGAUAUUGAGGCUAAAGAGGAAAAUCAUGGUCAGAGAGUACAGUGGGCAGAGGUGGCUCGACGUAUUAGGGAAUUGGGCGUGCUUAUGGAUGAAAAGAAGAAGGCAACGGUUGAUGAUGAAGUUGCCAGGGCUGCGAUUAUGGAGGCAUUCCAUCUUAAUGCCUCUGCAUGGGCUGACACUAUCUAA
Molecule: messenger RNA, 1482 nt
Organism: Aspergillus nomiae NRRL 13137
Lineage: Eukaryota; Fungi; Ascomycota; Eurotiomycetes; Eurotiales; Aspergillaceae
Product: amidohydrolase family protein
Exons: 4
Cellular component (GO): cytosol
Molecular function (GO): deaminase activity
Source: RefSeq, a predicted model, not a curated record